Messenger RNA from Anopheles gambiae (African malaria mosquito), 5035 nucleotides. RefSeq names its product ankyrin-3. Gene Ontology annotation, molecular function: protein binding. Gene Ontology annotation, biological process: intracellular signal transduction. Lineage: Eukaryota; Metazoa; Arthropoda; Insecta; Diptera; Culicidae. Bases 1471 to 3738 code for a protein of 755 amino acids. The record is from RefSeq and is a predicted model, not a curated record. The transcript is spliced from 8 exons.
ACAGAUGCGUGUACGUCAAAACAUGCAAAGGUCCGCAACAACAGAGCGAAAAAAAACGACGAAAACUCAAAAGAAAGCAACAAUUGCAUUAGUGACAAUGAAGGGCUGGAAGCAAUGAGCGAAAAGCCCCAGCACUGCUCUAGCGCUUGAUACGACCCAGCAACUCCAGUCCAUUUAACCGCAAUCGCUCCAACCAAACCGCAUGGCUGUGUGCUGGAAAGUGUGCUGCAACGCGUGUCGUGCUACGAUUUAGCCCUAAUGGUGGUCGUGGUUUAUCGUGGACCUUGAAAAAAAGGUUUCGGAAGCUUGCCCUCGCCAGUGUAUUGAUUUUCCCCGACCAAACAAACAUGGUGACAGACUAGGUGGUUUUGUGGAGCUGUGAAAACACGGUCGCAAAGAAAGAAAUGCUGCUUCCCAUGCUGGAGCAGCGUUCAGUGCGUUGUGCAAGUAGCAAGAGCAUGCUUGUGCGUUUUUUCCUGCCGUGUUUCGAGACAGCCAGCCAAAAGUGCAGCUGCACAGCUAAGGCCAGCUGCUGCUGAUGGGAGCGUUGCAUCAAAACAAAUGGUGUGAGACAGAAUGGUUAGGGAGCCAGCCCAGCUCCGGCCCUUACAAAGUCCGUGUCUGUGUGUGUCCAGUCCAGUGUGCGCUUGGCAGCAUCAAAUUGCAUAAUGCGAACGGCUUUGGGAAGGAUAAAUGUCCUCUAGACAGCGCGUUGGUAGUGGUGGUGUACUGGGGGGAAGUGCGCGGGAAGGAAGCCCGUAGAAAGCGCAGCAACGCGUCCGGUGGAGAAUGCUAAAGGUCAACCGUCAGAGCUUCGCCUGUUAUGUUCUGCCCGUUGUCAUUGUUACAGUAAUAGUAUUAGCUGCAUCAUCGCUAGCGGCAGUCGAGGAAGUAUUGUAGUAUUUACCGCCGAUAAAGCAGCAAAAAGCAGUAGCGCAAUCAGUGGUAGCCGACGGACGUGGUGUUUUGUGCUUGUGCGUCAUCGCAGGCUGGGAAGUGGAAUAAGUCAUAAUAGCAUCCAGCUGAGAGAGCGCAAAGUUGUCCGAAGUUUCCCCAUCCACUCCGGGAGGCGAGCGUUGCGCACCCGGUGCCCUUAAAGCGUGCUUGUGUGUCUAUUUACGCAGAAGAGUAUUAUCGUAAUCGGCUGAUGUGUUGAGUGUACGGCCCGGAUAAAGUCCUGCACACGCACGCACACCGAAGAGGACACAACGUAGACCCGCCGAUGGCCAAUGCAGGUCAGCACAUAUUACUUGGAUCGGCUGUAGUGAAUUCCGUUACUGGAAAGGUGUCAUGUGCAGCUACUGCUUAGCCUGGUCCGGUCGUUUUCAUACGGAGUGGCAAUACUAGGCUGUUGUGUAGAGCCGUGGCGAGUGGAACGUGAUUUCCCAUUUUACUUCUGCACACACGUUUCCAUAGGAACGAUCGAUUUUGAAGUGAAAGAAGCAACGACAACAUCAAUCGCCAUCCAGCAUGGGUGGCUCAGUUAGCCAAGUGUUUCGGUCCGGCAGUGCGCUGCUCUCGAACCGCGACGGCCACAAGGUGUCGGAAACGACGGUUGAAAAGGUGAACACAAUCUUCGACGCACUCAGGGCAAAUCCAAAGAUAUCGAUACAGCGGCUAGAGCCACUGUUGCUUCAAAUACCGAAGUACGAAAAUAUCCUUGCGAUACACGACGAAACAGGAUACAAUUUGCUGCAGAAAAGCGUAGGACUAAACCAUGUAGAACUAGCUAGGUGGCUACUGCAAAGACAUCGCCCGGAUGUGAACCGGAGCUCGUGUUCCUUACCACUGCACAUAGCCUGUCUGAAGGGUUACGAAGAAUGUGUAGAGCUGCUGCUUAAACACGGUGCUAGAAUAGAUACCGAAGCAAGGAUGUGCUUUCCCGGUGCACACUCGCACAACUGCGAAGAGAGUGGGAAGUACAAAAAUCAAGGCGACGAUGUGAGGGUUUGCGAGCGACCGAACACGAAGCUGCAGAAUGCCGUCUGCUACGCGAUCGAUGGCGAUCAGAUCAACGUGCUGAACAUACUGGCUCAAAAGAUGGAGGAACCGUGGAUGCCGUUCCGGGUGCGGAAGCCGCUGCUGCACAUUGCCUGCGAGCGGGGCGCCUGGAAGUGUGUGCAGCAUCUCGUCCAGACGCGCUCGGACGAGAUCAAUCUGAUCAAGGACGAGUACUACCCGAUCCACCAGGCGGUGCUGCACGAUGGACGCUUUCUGGAGCUGCUGAUACAGCACGGUGCCAUCACGACGGUGCGCACCUGCACGCAGCAAAUGACGCUGCUGCAUGUUGUAAUCCUGGCGGCGAGAAAAUCGGCCGAAGACACACUCACCACAAUUCGUAUACUGUUGGAACGGGGCUGCAAGGAACUGAUCAAUAGUCCCGAUUCUUUGGGCAACACCCCACUGCACGCGAUCAUCGUCCGGUAUGCCCUAGAGGAGGCCAGAUAUGGCUACGACAAGUGGAACAAAUGGGAUGUGUUGCAUUUGGUGCGCUUUCUACUGCAGAACGGUGCUAAGAGCUCAAUCAAUCAAACAGGAAACAGUGCGCUUGCCUGCGUCUUUCGCCAUAUACGAGACUGGGAGGUUUGCUACGAGCUGCUGAACAUGCUCAUCAAAGAAGGAGGAGACCCCAAUAUUGUUGGUCGGGAUGGAUCCGUUCCUAUUAUGGUCUGUUUAGUGCCACUUAUCAACAAGGAUCCGCUGCACCAUUUCACACACUCAAUGAAGGUCUGCUAUUUGAACUGCAUUCGAAUACUGUUACAAAACGGCGCCAAUCCAAACUGCUCCUAUCGCUCCAACCUGACGCCGCUCCACGUGCUCAUCUUCACCGUCUCCGAGAACUUUACGCUCAACUGUGAUAUCCAGAAACGCGCCAACUUUGACUUUAUCAAAAACAUUCUCCUGCUGCUGCUGCAGUACGGGCUGGACUGCAACAUCACCUCCCAGCACAUCCUGCAGUCGGUGAUCGACAUGAUCGUCAACGUGCGCACCUGCCCGGACAUUCUGUGCGUGUACGAGCUGCUGCUGCUGCUGAUCCAGUACGGCAUCGAUCCGAACAUUUCGCUCAGCAACAAGCUGAUGGCGAACGGGGCGAGCAGCAGCAACUCUUCCAUCAUUUUCGUAAACGAUUUCAUCAACUUCGGCGGUAUACGUGGUGCCGCACCGGGUGGUGCGGUGGAUGCUGCCGCCUCCGGCGGUGCCAGCAGUACCGGCGGCCCCAGCAACGGCGGACCGGGUGGAGUGGUGGUGACGGGCGGUGCUGGAGGAGGAGGCGGUGGUGCUUCCUCAGCGGCAAACGGGAACGGCGGUGGACCGGGCGGGUCGGGCACAGGCGGUCCCUCGAAUGGGAACGAAAACCUGCGCAGCUCGUUCCGCAACAAUGCGCGCAACUAUCUGCUGUUCUACUACAUUAUGCUGAUCACGCGCAAAGAGUUCAUUCUGCUCGACCGGGAGCAAACGUACCAGCGCAUCAUCUACCUGUUCUACUACUCGAUGAAGCACGAACCACUGUUCAACUGCCUGAAGACGCUGCACAAUCUGCUGAUCGCGCAGGUGCCGCACCGGUCGAUCGACAACCUGCGCCACCUAAUCAUUACGCUGUACAAGAAGCCGCGCAGCCUGAAGCAGCUGUGCCGCGUCUGCAUCUACAACAGCCUGGACAAGAAGCUGGCCCCGAACAUAGCGCGGCUGAAUCUGCCCGGUCCGUUGAAAGAGUACGUGAUGAACUUCGACAAGUAGAGCCGCUGACGGACGAACACGAGCGGGGAUGAGCCGUAAGUUAAGAAGAAGAAAAAAAAACAACACGAGAGUUAACGCUUUCUCUCGAGAUCUCUUUCAUUAGGUGCUGCGAUAGCUAGUUGUUUGUUUUGUUGUGUAUCGUUAACGUGCCCGAAGAUAAAGCAAGUAGCAGCGAUCGUUUAUCUAUCAGACCGACGGUUUAUUUCCCUUCAUUUUCAUUUCCCUUUUAGGAUACAGUCUAGAUAGUUUAGAUUAGUUUUGUAAAAUUAAAAAAAAUCCGUUUCGUUACUCUCCAUUAACUGUACGUCUUUUUUUCUCUGUCACUCUCUACAUUUUAAUUAAGACUUUUCAGCAUUCAAUUAGAUACACUCGCUAGUUAAAAGAAUAUAGCUAAGGAUCUCCAAAGCAAUCUUAUGCCACGAACAAAGACAUCUUUAGUUUAAGUCGUUUUUCAACCGUAGCUGACCGUAAAAUGAUCUGAAGAAGAAACAAAAAAAAAAAACACUCCCAAUCGAAUGUAGCUAUAAACGAAAGCGCCAGGAAACGCGUCCAUGAAGGAGGAUUACGCGCCCCAAAGCCUAAUCGAUGUGUCCUAAACAGCCCGUAAACAAAAAAUGAAAACAAUCGUACACGUAUAAAUAUUGUAAAGCUCGCAGUGAGCUAGCAAAAAAAAGAACAUGAAAAUAUGUAUGUGUGUUGUGUGUAUAAUGUAAAUAUGUUGUAGCGUUUACUAAGGAUCCACACUUUUAUAGGUAGUUGGUUAGAUAAACAAGUACAUGCGCUCGUGCAGCCGGAGUUGGAGGCGGAAAAUGGAGAGUGUGCUGGUGGUGGUGGUAGUGGUGUGCACAUGAAGCAACAUCGAUGCAGUAGAUAUGACUAACGAAAUUAUACGAUCAGGCACACAAACACACACUGGCUUCCGGUUGCACGUCAGCAGGAGCAGUCGUCACGAACAAACGAACAAAUAUAUCAAACAAAAUAUAUGCAAGCGUGUGUACAAUGUGAAUGUAUGGGCGGAGGGGGCGGAGCAAAGGGGGAGUUUCGCCGCUUGGAAAACACCGAAUUUCUUCAACACACUUCAGAUAGGACUGAAAAAUCAAUCAAACUUAAAACUGAGCAUACAUUGUAGAUGGCGCGGAACGGAAGAGAAAGGAAAAGGAAGAUGCGAAAGAAAGUAUUUUGUGCGCUGUGCCGUGAACAAUCCGUUUGUAAGGAGCUGUCCAACCAAUGUGGCAUACAAAAUAUUCGACGGGUUUGCAUGCAAAUGUGAAAGUAAUAAAGAGUUUGGAAAAAUAAA